This is a messenger RNA of Tachyglossus aculeatus (Australian echidna), 1591 nucleotides long. Its product is annotated as CMP-N-acetylneuraminate-beta-galactosamide-alpha-2,3-sialyltransferase 2-like. The record is from RefSeq and is a predicted model, not a curated record. The transcript is spliced from 6 exons. Bases 1 to 921 code for a protein of 306 amino acids. NCBI's taxonomy places the organism in Eukaryota, Metazoa, Chordata, Mammalia, Monotremata, Tachyglossidae. Gene Ontology annotation, molecular function: beta-galactoside (CMP) alpha-2,3-sialyltransferase activity.
AUGCGUCGUGGUCCGGGGGCGCUGUGCCUGGGGGGCGCCGUGCUGUGCCUCUGGCUGGUGGCACCGCGCCGCCCGGCCCGGCCCGGCCGCUGCCCCCCGGCCUGCCCCUGCCUCCGCCAGCCGGGCUCCCCCUGGUUCGACGCCCGCUUUGAGCCGGACGCCGAGCUGCUCCUGGCACCGGACACUGCCCUGCCUGCUUCCGUGCUACGCUGGUGGUUGCGCCUGCAGGGCCGGGGAAACAGGACGGAGUUCGAGGACGCCAAGCGCAGGCUGUUCACGGUCAUCCCCGCCCCCAGCCUCCCGGCCGCCAGCCCCACGUGCCACACCUGCGCCGUCGUGGGCAACUCCGGGAACCUGCUGGGCUCCGGACACGGGCCCGCCAUCGACCGGCACCGCUCGGUCUUCAGGAUGAACCAGGCGCCCGUGCAGGGUUUCGAGGGGGACGUGGGGCAGAGGACGACCCUGCUGCUGCUCUACCCCGAGAGCGCCCGGGACCUGCCCCCGGAUGCCCGCUUGCUGCUGCUGCCCCUGAAGACUCAGGACCUCACGUGGGCCGCGGGCGCGCUCACCACGGGAGGGCUCCGACGCACCUACAGGAGGGUCCGGAGCCGAAUCCGUGCGGACAAGGAGAAGGCGCUGGUCCUGAGCCCCGCGUUCCUCAAGUACAUCCACGAUCGCUGGAUGGGGCGGCAGGGACGAUACCCCUCCACCGGCCUUGUGGCCCUGCUCUUCGCCCUGCACACCUGUGACCAGGUGUCGGUGUUCGGGUUCGGGGCCGACCUCCACGGAAACUGGCACCACUACUGGGAGAAGAACCGUCACGCCGGGGCCUUCCGCCGCACCGGCGUGCACAGCGCCGAGGCCGAGGCCGGGCUCCUCCGACGGCUGCGGCGAGAGGGCAAGGUCGCGGUAUUCGCCUGAAGCGGGCGGGGGGCCCGCACCCGGGGGCGCCGGGAUGGCUAGUCCACUGCCCUGUGCCCAGCUGGGUGGGGGGCACCUGCCAGGGAGGCUGCCAAGUUGCGUGUUGUGUGGUGGUGGGGAGGACGGGCGGCCCGUCAAAGGGUCGUGGACGUUUCUCCGCACCUGGGGGUGCUGAGAGCGGGACUGUCAGCCCGGGGUGCUCAAUAAACGCCGUCGUCCUCACCCCCUUCCUCGGCCCGGCCUCGUGUGUUGCGGUCAGUCCGGUUUCGGAGCGCGGGAUCCGCCGCGACUCCUCCCGGUGGGCUCCGGCCGGGCCUUGGGCUGCCGACGUCCCCGGGACGGGGCGCCGGCCGGGGCGGCAGCGCGGACGUCCAGGCCGAAGAAACGGUGUCCAAGCUUCCCGUCGCCACCGGUACGUCCGUGAGGUCGGGGGUCGCCGAUUUUCCCCAGGCCGAAGAGACGGUGUCUAGGCUUCCCGUCGCCGCCGGCACGCCGAUUUUCGCCCUCCUCCAGCGGGGCGGCCCGAGGGCCGUGCUUCGUCCCGCGAAUUCCCUCGGCACCCGGGCCGGGAACAGCCGUGACCGCAGCGACCCACGGGCUCAACUUCCCCUCGGACCGCGACGGCACUGGAGCAGCCGGGGCUGGGGGCCGCCCAUCACGUUUCCCACAG